Molecule: messenger RNA, 2079 nt
Organism: Kogia breviceps (pygmy sperm whale)
Lineage: Eukaryota; Metazoa; Chordata; Mammalia; Artiodactyla; Physeteridae
Gene: FOXH1
Product: forkhead box H1
Biological process (GO): transforming growth factor beta receptor signaling pathway; positive regulation of transcription by RNA polymerase II
Cellular component (GO): activin responsive factor complex
Molecular function (GO): transcription cis-regulatory region binding; DNA-binding transcription activator activity, RNA polymerase II-specific
Source: RefSeq, a predicted model, not a curated record
GUCAUAAGCCCCUUCCAAGGGCUUUUCCUUCCAGCUCUAGGGGGGGUGCCAAAGGCAGCCCAGGGCUGAGGAAUGAGGCCUGGGUGGCCGCCUGCAGCCCCCACUGGAAUCUUCCCUGCCCCUCCCUCCCAGAUUAACCGAAACCUGCUAAUUGUGGCUGCCCUCUGCACGCUCCCCUCCCCCACCGCGUAUUUCUACCUCCCUUGGCCUCCCCUCCCCUCCCCCUUCCAUCCGAAUGAUAAAGGGCUUGGCCCGCCAGCCCCCGCCUGGCCUCAGGCCCCAGCUCUUCCUCACCACACUGCCCCAGUGCCCUGCGCCCACCACCCGGCCGGACCCCUGCCCACGUGGCCUGCUUCCUCUGCAUGGGGCCCUGCAGCAACCCCCGCCUGGGGCUCCCCGGGGGAGAGUCGCCCUCCCAGCCCCCCCAGAGGAGGAAGAAGAGAUACCUGCGGCAUGACAAGCCCCCCUACACCUACUUGGCCAUGAUCGCCCUGGUGAUCCAGGCCGCACCCUCCCGCAGGCUGAAGCUGGCCCAGAUCAUCCGUCAGGUCCAGGCCGUGUUCCCCUUCUUCAGGGACGAUUACGAGGGCUGGAAAGACUCCAUCCGCCACAACCUCUCCUCCAACCGAUGCUUCCGCAAGGUGCCCAAAGAUCCCGCGAAGCCCCAGGCCAAGGGCAACUUCUGGGCGGUCGACGUGAGCCUGAUCCCAGCCGAGGCGCUGCGGCUGCAGAACACGGCCCUGUGCAGGCGCUGGCAGAGCAGGGGUGCGAGGGGAGCCUUCGCCAAGGACCUGGGCCCCUAUGUGCUGCAUGGCCGGCCCUACCGGCCGCCCAGUCCCCAGCCGCCGCCCCGCGAGGGCUUCAGCAUAAAGUCUCUGCUAGGGGACUCCGGGGAGGGGGCGCCGCCGAGCAGCCCAAGUCGGUCAGGCUCAGUUCGCAUAGGGGAGGAAGAGGCACCCACUCCAGUCCCCCACUCUGAGAGGCCUCUGUGGCCCAUCUGCCCCCUCCCAGGGUCCCUGAGAGCAGAAGGGGAGACUUCCCAGGGGAGAAACAGCAGGCCCUCGCCCCUCUCCCCUGAACCCAGAGCCUGGCCCCUCCACUUACUGCAGGGUACCCCAGGCCCUGGGGGACUCCCUGGUGGAAGCCACAGGGCCUCGCUUUGGGGGCAGCUACCUACCUCCUACUUGCCCGUUUACACUCCCAACGUGGUGAUGCCAUUUGCCCCACUGCCACCCACCUCCUGCCCCCGAUGCCCCCCCUCAACCAGCACAGGCUAUUGGGGGGUGGUCCCUGAAACCCAUGGCCCCCCAAGGCUGCUCUGGGAUCUAGACGCCCUCUUCCAGGGGGUGCCACCCAACAAAAGCAUCUAUGAUGCGUGGGUUAGCCACCCCCGAGACCUGGCUGCCCCUACCCCAGGCUGGCUACUCUCCUGGUACAGCCUGUGAGGCUCCCAGGGCAGGGGCUGCUUUCCUCUCCCACCCUCUCCUGCCACCCUUAGGCCUGUUGAGGGGAAACCAAGGUAUGUGUGGCUCCGCCUUGAGACACGAGGUACCAGCCGUGCUGAGAGUCCGUGUGUUUAUUGGACACUGCAGGAGAGCUGUGGCCCAACUGGGCACCACCGCAGCCCUGAUGGUCAGUCAGGCCUCUUACCCACAGAGGCAAGGCUGGAAGGAGCAGGGCUCUGCUGGAAGUAGCCCUUCCUGGUCCCACCUUCUCCAGCCCUCUGUCCAUGUAUCUAUCCAUCCAUCCAUCCAUCACCAUCUGUCACUUCCCCUCCCUGGCUCCGGGCUGGGGGAGGGAAGACCUGAUGACCGCCCCAGCAGCUCCAUCCCUAAAUCCUGUCCCCCCUCCACUGUUGCCUGGCAAGGAGGUAGCACCUUUGGGGGGAGGGGACGGAGAAUGGAGACCCUACCUGGUUGUGGUGGUGGUAGUGGGGAAGAUAACAGUAAAGGAACAAACGACAUUUUCAUGCAAGUCUGAUGUUUGGUGAUGGGGUAGUGAGUCUGGUGGCCACUUGGCCGGGGUCUGCCUCCGCGGCUCUGGGAUCCCCUGCUGUGCGCCGCGAUAACAGCAGAUGGU